AUGCCACCUUCCCUGUCAUUCUGGGAUUACUUUGUGAAAAGCCAUGAGAAGCAAAAUCAAAACCAAUGGAGAACACACUGUAUGGGCUGUGUGAAGCAUCGUCUGGGGCAAGCAGGGAUAGAGGCAGAGGACAUUGACAUGGAGUUUGUGCUGGGAUUCAAGAGCUCUCGAUUGGAGGCUGCCUGUAAUGCAGCUGGCAAUAUUUGCGGCAAGAAGUCAGCUUGGAUAGCGCAUAUCCUCGGAGGCAAGAAGGCC
Messenger RNA from Mycena citricolor, 255 nucleotides. NCBI's taxonomy places the organism in Eukaryota, Fungi, Basidiomycota, Agaricomycetes, Agaricales, Mycenaceae. The record is from the annotation of a GenBank genome assembly.